Seriola aureovittata is the source of this 7159-nucleotide messenger RNA. It is a transcript of the gene fech, whose product is annotated as ferrochelatase. Gene Ontology annotation, molecular function: protoporphyrin ferrochelatase activity. Gene Ontology annotation, biological process: heme biosynthetic process. The record is from RefSeq and is a predicted model, not a curated record. The coding region runs from base 494 to 1741 and encodes 415 amino acids. The transcript has 12 exons. NCBI's taxonomy places the organism in Eukaryota, Metazoa, Chordata, Actinopteri, Carangiformes, Carangidae.
AGGAAUCUGACUGACACAGGACUGGACGGCGCGUCAUUCAGUGAGGGGAAAUACUCGUGCAUCCAGCGGCUCACAGCAGAAGUAUCCAGCCUUCAUUUCAGCUUGACCAGAGACUGUUAUCGGCAGUGAAAACAGGACGUUACCAUGAUGGCAGUCCUGGGCAGUGCGGGUCGCUUGAUCCAAUUAAUCCUCAAAUAUCAAACCCGGUGUCCAUGGAGACAUUCCUGUGCUGGCCCACCGCCGUCAGCAAUGCCUGUUAUGUCAACCAGCAAUGACUGGUUUCCAGAGCUGAAGAGAGGAGCAACUGUAGCGAUGGAGACAGAGUAGGAGUAUGGUGCAGCCUAUGGCAGAAAAACCUGGGAAAAGUUUCUGAUGCUCUACAUAAAAAAAAAAAAGAAAAAACAAAGAAAUAAGAAUUACUGUCACUACCAGAAGGGGAAAACAGAAGUUCUACGCAGCAGAUUUAAAGAAGAAGAAAAAAAAUGGUUGUUGGAUGUUACUGGAUGCAGUACUGGAAAACGGAUAUGCAAUUACCCUCCCACCAUCCCAAUCUGUUGCCACCACUGCAGUUGCCAGGAGCAGCGUCAGUCUGAGUAUGAGGAGACACUCCACUGCUGCUGCAUUAGCCCAGACUGCAACUCCAGAGACACAGGAGAACAGGAAACCUAAGACAGGCAUCUUGAUGCUGAACAUGGGAGGACCCGAGAAACUUGAGGAUGUGCAUGACUUCCUGCUGCGGCUCUUCAUGGACACAGACCUGAUGAAACUCCCUGUGCAGAAUAAGCUCGGUCCGUUCAUCGCCAAGCGUCGCACGCCUAAGAUCCAGGAGCAGUACAGUAAGAUCGGAGGAGGCUCGCCCAUCAAACGCUGGACUUCUAUGCAGGGAGAGGGCAUGGUGAAGCUGUUAGACGAGAUGAGUCCUGACACAGCUCCGCACAAGUUCUACAUCGGUUUCCGGUACGUUCACCCGCUGACGGAGACGGCCAUCGAGGAGAUGGAGAAAGACGGGGUGGAGAGAGCUGUGGCCUUCACACAGUAUCCUCAGUACAGCUGCUCCACCACAGGCAGCAGUCUGAACGCCAUUUACCGUUACUACAGCAACAGAGGUGACAGGCCAAAAAUGCGCUGGAGUGUCAUCGACCGUUGGCCCACACACCCACUGCUGGUGGAGUGUUUUGCAGAUCACGUCAGUAAUGAGUUGCUGAAGUUUCCAGAAGCGAAGAGAGAUGACGUCGUCAUUCUGUUCUCAGCACAUUCACUCCCUCUGUCUGUUGUAAACAGAGGUGACCCGUAUCCUCAGGAAGUGGGAGCCACAGUUCAAAGAGUCAUGGAGAGACUGGGACACUGUAACCCUUACAGACUGGUGUGGCAGUCCAGGGUGGGCCCCAUGCCAUGGCUAGGCCCUCAGACGGACGAGGUGAUUAAAGGUCUGUGUGAACGAGGGAAGAAGAACAUCCUGCUGGUGCCCAUCGCCUUCACCUCUGACCACAUAGAGACUCUACACGAACUGGACAUUGAAUACGGGCAGGUGCUGGGGGAGGAGUGCGGUGUGGAGAACAUCAGGAGAGCAGAGUCACUGAAUGGAAACCCUCUCUUCAUGAAGGCUCUGGCAGACCUGGUCCAGUCCCACCUGAAGUCCAACAAGCCGUGUUCCCGCCAGCUGACCCUGCGCUGCCCGCUGUGUACAAACCCCACCUGCGGAGAGACCAAGGCCUUCUUUGCCAACCAGAAACUCUCAUAGAAACACAUAACAAACACACACACACAGACACACACACACACACACACACACACACACACACACACACUCUGAUGCCUCUCCUGCUGCGGGGCUACCUGUGAAGAAACAUAAGGCCUUCUUCAAUACACAGACGCUUCAUACAUACACAUGAACACACGCAGUUUCCCCAGCAAGUGUCAGUUCACAUGGAAAAUUUAACAUGAAGAACAGAGCAAAUGGUUUCUGCAAAUAAAUUCUGUUGGUUUUGGUCUUUUCGUGGGAUUUGUUGACAUCAAGAAAAAUACUGAACAUCACCAGAUUUAUUGUUUAAAUGGGGCAAAGUCAACUCAAAAUACUGAACACAGAUUCAUUUUGAAGAAUGUCAAAAGAUGCCACAUGAUUUUGAAAUGUGCACUUCGCAUCAGUAAAGCACAAAUUGCUCAUUAGAUUUUAAAUGAACUUGCUGGAAGUAAUAUAAACACUCUGCGAGGAUUUGCAGAUUCUAUUUGAUUAAAGUCUGUGUCGAUGAAAGAACUGACACUCUGCAGAAACUGCUCACAACACAUCAAAGCUACAGGAAAAAAGCCUUGCACUAGUUUAUUCGUUUUUUCGUGUUUUGUUUUUUUUUAUUACAUUUCCCUUGCUUACAUUCCAUUCACUUAGCCCCUGCAAACCUCCACCAGAGACCCCGUUUCUCUUCUCGCUAGUGUUGAAUGAAUUAACAGUCGAACAGGACGACGACACUGCACACAACGGAUCUGGUUGGGCGGCUGGUUGUCUCCCCCGUCUUCUCACCUUUCGCUUCACGCCAUUGGCCCUCCAGCUCGUAACCCCACCCACUCUGCUGCAAUCCCUGCAAUGUGAUUGGAGGAGGUUGAUGCUGCUCAAAAUGCUGCUGCCUGACAGGUGAUACCAGUGAGUUUAAGAGAGAAAAGAGUGAUUUCAAUAUUUCAAUUCAGAUUAAGCUUGUUUAAUUCACUUCACGAAGAUUUAAUAAUGUGAAUAGAAGUGUCAGUUAUUAUAUUACUCCUCAAUCUAUGUUGGUGCUGAACGGAGCUAAUGUUUAUAAAGAGACACUGCAUGAUUUCAGUAAACCAGAAUGUCGUACAGCAGAGAUUUAAAAAAAGAAAAAUUAAGCGUAAGGGGUUUGAACCUCUCAGGGUGUCAUGAAAAAAUGUCAGGGUAUUUUGAGAUGGUUUACAAGCGAGGAGAAUUACAUUAUUACUAUACAAAUUCAUUAACAUGUUUUAUUUUUAUACUGUUUUCUCUUUUUUUCUCUUCUCUGCUGAAAUGAGGCAGUUGUCACUUCAUUUUAAGUAUUCAUCUGCCUGUUCCUCAUUUUGAGAGAAACUGGCUCAGUAAAUGGAUAUUAACAAAGCGGAUUGAAGACAAAGUAAAUUAGCUGUUAAAUUAAAACCGAUGAAGUUAUGUUUUUUGUUUUGGUUACUUAAAGUGCAGGGGAGCGGAAAAUCCACACACGCAACGCAUGCAUCAGAGAGUGCAACACAUUAUUAAAAUAAUACAAAGGUAGUGAACGGUGCUGGAGCCUCUGUACGCUCCUACACAACAGAAAUGUACCGUUGUACCGUAGUUUCAGAAGAAGGAAGUUCAGUCAUUAUUACAGAAAUGAUAUCCGUCAGGGCCCUGAAGGGAGAAAACACAUGGGAGUAAAUGUUACAGCUUUUGAUUUCCUUAUUAAUGCUACAGCGCUUGUUGAUGUUUAAGUUAUUAAUCUGUUAAACAAAAGAAUUUAAGGUCAAAGGUCCACUUACCAGCUUAUCAGAGUUCAUCUCCACUGACAGACAACUGUGAGACAGCUAACACUGGCUACAACCACUCCUCUCAAUAAUGCUGAAUAGACACAGCAGUGAGUAGCAGGUAUGAAAUCAGAUGAAAAGUAAGUCAUUCAGAGCUAACGCUGAGCUGCUGGCUUCCAAUUUCCGAGUCGAACACAACACAAACAGUCCGAUGGGCCCUUCCAAAUGUUGAGUGAAGCAAAGAUGACGACAGCUAACGCUGUGAGCUUGUUGAAAAAGGGAAAACGCAGCUUUGUAUCGUUACAUGCAAACAGUCUGUAGCGCUCCAUGGCGGUUGAUAGCAUGUUAGUUAAAGUCAUGUGGAGCCUCAAAGCUAAUUAUGUGCAGAUGCUACUUUUCAUUACUGAUCUUCAUUGAUUGAUCGAUAGCGAAAUGAUUUAGGAACAAAUUUAGCAUUUAGCCAACGGUGCUUUUAUUGUCGAUAAGACAAAAUGUUUUCACCAUCAGUUUAUAGACCUCACAUCCCAGCAGGUGUGACAGGAGCAGAAAAUAGUAACUAAUGAGGGAAAAGCAUAAAGGAGCAUUACAGUGACUACGCUAUGACAAACUACAAUGAUGCUGGAGUUGUCCCUUAAUGCAGUACGUAUACUUUUAAAAACUACAAUGUAGAGAAGUAGCUCAGAUGUGUCAGAAACUUAAAUACGUGGAGUGUAGGAUAAGAGCUUAGUUUCCCUGUUGAUAGACUGUGACCUCAGCUUAAGCCUCAACACAGUUUCUUUGUCCACUCACACCUCCUUGAUCACAGUGCAACUAACUGAAAAACCUUUAAAUUCACUCUAGUCAGUAGGUUGACAUACAGAAUGCUGCAUCUUCCUUCACCAGUGGUUACUGCAGCUACAGAAAAUAUCUUCAAGGUUGCUGGUUGGGUUCCACCUGCCCUCGUGUUCGCUUGGGAUGAGACGCCCUAAUAACGUGUGAAUGUCAAAGUCAAACCUUACAUUACAUUUUAUGGACAGUAACUUGACCUCUGACCCUGUUCCCCCUCUACUGUUUUUGUUCGGUUAUGCCAUAACAAUGUGCCUUUUACACUGGCUAACUAGAAAUACUGGACUUGUGCUUUAUGUAAAUUUUAUAUGUGCUUAACCAAAAUGCUGACAGGAAAAAUCAACCCUGAAAUCUGACUUUGCAUGUUCCUGCUGUGACAUGGGCCAUCGACAGCUCUCUCCUUGUGUUUCAAUUCAGAGAAAAAGAUCCUGACUGAGAUGUUUUAUACGGAAGCGGAGAAAGGCCAUACUCGCAAAUGUUAUUUUAUCCCGUUAUCUCCAGAUAACAGAGCUUUGUUUUCUCGAGACAUCGGGAUAAUUAUUCCAUUAUCUCGAGACAACGGGAUGAUUAUUCCAGUAUCUCGAGAUAAUGAGAUAGUUAUUCCAUUAUUUCGAUAAUGGAAUCUCAGAAUAAUUAAAAUUAAUUAUUCCUUUAUCUCGAGAUAACAGGAUUAUCUUGAGAUAACGGGAUAAUCAUGCCGAUAAUAAUUCAGAUAAUCCCAUUAUUUUGAGAUAAUGGUAUAACCCUGGAUAAUUAUUACAUUAUCUGCAGAUAACGAGCUUGUCUUGAGAUAACGGUAAUUAUCUCGUUAAAAAGAAAGCUCUGUUAUCUUGAUAACAGAAUUAAAAAAUAUUUGCAAGUUUGGCCUUUCUUGGCUUCCGUAGUUUUUUUUAUUCCAGAUUGCAGUAAUUUAAAUUGAUACAUUUAGCUAUUGUUCUAAUCUGCUAACGAGAGAGAGGUGAGCUAGUGAGCUACCUGGCUUCUCAGCCACUCACUGUUUAAUUCUUCUGUUUCAACCAGACUCAUUGUGGCUCACGGCUUCUGUCAGUCUGCACACCACAACUCUGUUGAUGGAAAGAAAGAUUCCUCACAUCUACAGAUCUUCCACUUGAUGAAAGGAACUAACAAAGUGUCCGCACAGUCUACGUCACUGGCAGUGGCAUCUAAAACAAAUAUCAAUAUUAAACUAAUAUAGUAAACGAGCUAAUUAACUCAGUGGCUGUACACUGUUUGUAGCUGGUGUCACUUGUUUAUGAACAGCUACAAAUAUGUAACAUGACAAAAUGAGCUAAUUAACAAUGUGCCGUGUCUACAAGGCUAAAAAUGGAGGUAACUAUUUUGGGUCAAUGUGCAAACACUCUCAAUAUAGUAAUAAUAUUGGCAUGUUUUCUUUUUCUACUGCAUAACAAUGAACAUGACUUCAUCACAUCUCACGCUGUGACUUUGCUAGUUAGCUUAUUGACUCGCGUGCUGUACUGCUCUCUCAACGGCUAGUUAGCUCACCAGCUAACUUGUGCAAUUGGCUACAAACUGUGCUACUUGGUUAAUUGGAUGUUCUCAUUAUGUCACUGUCCAAUCACGCUGAACUUUGUGAUAGUCUGAGCUUGAAACAGUCGCUCAGAAAAGAAAAAUGGGACUCAGACUGAUAAUAUCUCUCAUUUGAGCACUUACUGUCAGUGGAGCUGCUUGAACACAUUUGAAACCCCGUCUGCGUUUCGCUUUGGGAGGAGCUCGUCUCACUCUGCCUUUUUCCAGUCAGCAUAGUAAACAUAAUACCAUCUACCACAUAAUGGCUGGACAUGGUUGCCACUAAUUACCAACAACAAGACGCCAUGUUGGAAGACAGAUGUUAAAAUUUGACUGAAGUCUUUUUCUCUUCAUUUGUAGCUUCAUUCGCCUCCUACCAGCACAUCUGACACAUCCAGUUUGACAUUUUAGCAGUCCUCCAACAUGGCUGCGUGUUGUGUCCAUUGGUAGUCUCCAACAAUGCUUGCAUAAGUUGUACAGCUGUUUUGCUUGGUACAUUUUUCUGCUUCCACUGUGUAUGCAUACAGAUAUGCACUUUACGACACGUCUCAUUCAGUACAAACACUUUCGGUGCUCUUCCACAGGUUCCAAAGGGAUGGUUUGGUUUUUGAGGAAUACUUAACCAAGGGUUUGACAAACUCAGGGUCUCCUUUGUUUAAUGUCUCAUGUCGCAUGCAUAACUGAAGGCAGGAUAAAUAGUGACAUUAGCAACACUCAGCUCAUUUGGGUUCAAGUGGCAGCUUUAAGGAUUUCUCUGCUCGCUGAGCCCAAACACAUUCAGCAAAUGAGCUUAGCUAGUCUCGAUGUUCUACAUUACCUUCAAACUGCAAAUCGAUAAGUGAAAAAUUCUCUAAAAACCAAAUUAUCACUUUAAUACAACUCUGAAACCUGGAAAAAGUCCAAUUUGUGCAGAAAUGGCAAAGAUUUAAUGCCACAGCAGGAGGACAUGCUCAUGUCUGUGAUGGCUGGGUUUUUCCUCCACAAACAUGUUUUUUUUUUUCAAUUAUCCUGUGUGUCAGUUUAUGACAACUCUGUUCUUUUAAACACUGUUUUGCUCUGUGUGUGUGUGUGUUUAGCUCAAAGUGCAUUGUGCAGCACUUGAGUUGUGUGUGUGUGUAUAUAUAACAAAAUCGCUACAGCUUUCUUGCAGCGCCAGCGUAUUUUAAGUAAUUUGAAUUUAUUUAUUUUUGUUCAUUUGACGUGUUCCACAUCACACAAACCAUCCGUCUCCACUCUUCAGUCAUGGUUUUUUUUAAUAUUUGAGAUGAUAUUAACACACGAUUACACCCAAUGACGAGUCUUCCUUUAAAAUAAAAUACAGUUUGAAAAG